Molecule: messenger RNA, 2238 nt
Organism: Microthlaspi erraticum
Lineage: Eukaryota; Viridiplantae; Streptophyta; Magnoliopsida; Brassicales; Brassicaceae
Source: the annotation of a GenBank genome assembly
AUGGCGUCAAACUUCUACUCUGCUCAGAUAAAGCAAUGCAUUGAGCUUGGAUCUAGAGACCAAAUCCGCCAUUUGAAGACGAUCCAUGGCCACAUUCUCAAAACUCUUCCUUUCCCAGAGACGCUUCUCCUUAACAACAUCGUCAACGGGUACGCAUCCAUCAGAAACUCCACUUACGCUCGCCGAGUGUUCGACGAAAUUCCCCAACCAAACCUCUUCUCCUGGAACAACCUUCUCAAGGCCUAUUCGAAAUCCGGGCGUCUCUCUGACAUGGAGCGUACCUUCUCAAAGCUUACACAUCGCGACGGCGUCACAUGGAACUUGCUCAUCUCCGGCUAUUCCGAGACCGGUCUGGUUGGUGAAGCUGUCAAGGCCUUUAACACGAUGAUGAUGACGAAAGACGGCUCUUUUAAUCUGACUAGGGUUACGUUCAUGACAAUGCUGAAGCUUUCUUCCUCCAAUGGACAUGUUAGUCUCGGCAAGCAGAUUCAUGGGCACAUUGUGAGACGUGGGUUUGAGUAUUAUCGUUUAAUUGGGAGCCCACUGUUGGAUAUGUAUGCAAAAUCUGGUCUUGUCUCUGAUGCAAAGAAGGUUUUUGACGGUAUAGAGGAUCCAAACACGGUUAUGUACAACUCUCUGAUGGGAGGGCUUUUAGCUUGUGGGAUGAUCAAAGAUGCACAGAAGUUGUUUCAAGGGAUGGAGAAAGAUUCUGUUUCUUGGACAGCGAUGAUACAAGGUCUUGCUAAGAACGGACUUCCAAAGGAAGCUAUUGAGCUUUACAGGGAGAUGAAAAGGGAAGGCUUGAAGAUGGAUCAGUUUACGUUUGGAAGUGUGUUACCUGCUUGUGGAGGAUUAGGAGAUGUAAACCAAGGGAAACAGAUUCAUGGCUCUGUGAUCAGGAGCAAUCUUGAGGAUCAUGUACAUGUAGGUAGUGCUCUCAUUGACAUGUAUUGCAAGUGUAAGUGUAUAGACUACGCAAGGAGAGUUUUUGAUAAGUUGAAGAAGAAGAACGUUGUGUCUUGGACUGCAAUGGUUGUUGGUUAUGGACAGACCGGUCGUGGUGAAGAAGCUGUUAGGGUUUUCAUUGAUAUGGAGAGAAGUGGGGUUGAGCCUGAUCAUUAUACUCUAGGGCAAGCGAUCAGUGCGUGUGCCAAUAUAGCAAGCUUAGAAGAAGGGUCACAGUUUCAUGGGAAAGGUAUAGUUUCUGGGUUGAUACAUUACGUCGUUGUUUCGAAUUCGUUGGUGACUCUGUAUGGGAAAUGUGGAAACAUUGAUGAUUCCACUAGGCUGUUUGAUGAGAUGAGUGUUAAGGAUGAAGUCUCUUGGACUGCAAUGGUUUCAGCGUAUGCACAAUUUGGAAGAGCCAUUGAGGCUAUUGAGUUGUUUGACAGAAUGGUAAAGCAUGGGUUAAAGCCUGAUGGAGUGACUUUAACCGGUGUUAUAUCAGCUUGUAGUAGAGCAGGCUUAGUGGAGAAAGGUCAAAGAUAUUUUGAGCUAAUGGUAAAUGAAUAUGGAGUAGUACCGAGUAGUGGUCACUAUUCUUGCAUGAUCGAUCUCUUCAGUCGAUCUGGAAGGUUAGAGGAAGCCAUGAGUUUCAUUAGUGAGAUGCCUUUUCCUCCAGACGCAAUUGGUUGGACCACUUUGCUUAGUGCAUGUAGAAACAAAGGUGAUUUGGAGAUAGGUAAACAUGCGGCUGAAUCACUCAUAGAGCUGGAUCCUCAUCAUCCUGCUGGAUAUACGUUACUAUCGAGCUUAUAUGCUUCAAGAGGGGAAUGGGAUUGUGUGGCGCAGUUGAGACGGGGGAUGAGAGAGAAGAAAGUGAGAAAAGAACCUGGACAGAGCUGGAUCAAAUGGAAAGGAAGAUUGCAUAGUUUCUCAGCGGAUGACGAGUCAAGUCCAUAUCUGGAACAGAUAUAUGCUAAGCUUGAGGAGUUGAACCAGAGAAUCGUCGAUGAUGGUUAUAAACCGGAUACUAGUUUUGUCCACCAUGAUGUUGAGGAGCCAGUGAAGAUAAAGAUGCUUAACUAUCACAGUGAAAGGCUCGCAAUUGCGUUUGGGUUGAUAUUUGUACCCUCAGGGUUACCUAUUAGAGUAGGGAAAAAUCUUAGAGUGUGUGUGGAUUGCCACACUGCCACUAAACAUAUCUCCAGCGUCACUGGUAGAGAGAUCAUUGUUAGAGAUGCUGUUAGGUUUCACCGCUUUAAAGAUGGAACUUGCUCAUGCGGAGACUUCUGGUAG